UCGCCCCUAGUCGUCGCCUCUUGUUAUCUGUUGUGUUUUUUCGGGGCUGGGAAAACUGGGCGAAAAACAUCAUGUCCUUUCGAUAAAACAUUCCCCUUGUAAAUAUCGAAGUAAAAUAAAAAAGCAGGACUUCGGGUGUCCUCGGAGGAUUGUAAAAGACAAUUGAGAGAAUAGGUAACGGUCGUUAGUUGUUUCGGCUGGGUGAUUCUGUGAGGACAAAACCCGUGGUGUAAUUUAAUAUAAGAGUGCGGCCGAAAGGGGAGGCUUGGCGAUUUAACAGGAUAUCGAUUUGUCGCCGCGAGUGUGCUGUGCGGGCUCUCUAUCCUCUCCGUCCGUGUUUGUCUCUCUCUCUUUCGUCUCUUCGUACUCGUGUUCGCUCACACAAACGUGUGAGGGCAGCCAUGGACGUCGAUAUUUUUGGGGCACAGCCUGAACCGUGUAGGUCGAGCCGUGUCCGGACGUGCUUAAAGGCCUGAUAGGGCCCGAAAUGUGACCGAGGGCCCUGCGGAGCUUUAUAACGGUGGGUUUUUUUUCAUUAAUUAGGGGAAAUUCAGUGUUAUAUAGUCGUUCGCGAUCACAAGCUUGUCCGUAUCUCGUGUAACCGCCGUGUACUCUCGCUGUGUCGUUGUUGGAGAGGAGAAAAAAUCGGAAGGAAAAAAACAGGCAUUACAAUAAAAGCGUUAACGAGACGCAGGAAAUAUAUCAAUCCUACACAUACACAUAUUAUGUAUAUACAUAUAUACAUUUAUAGCCCCGCGUGUGUCUGUGUAUAUAUAUGAAAAAGUAUACAUAUAUAUUUAUAACAAAAUAUACAUAAAAUAAUAUAUGUAUUCACAUAUGUGUGUAUAUAUACACAUGUCUGAAGAAAAAAUAUCAGAUAUCGAAUAAGAGAAAGAAAAAAAAAAUCAUACGUCACAAUGGAAAUCGGAAAUGUAGCAAAUCCAGGAGGUGGGGCAGUCGCCUGUCCCGUUUGUACCCUUUAUUUACGCGAGGGUAUAAGCCUCCAAAGGCAUUUGGACACUCAUCCAAAAGAGCAAGUAAUCGAAGCUCUUAUAAAAGCAAGUACCUUGACGUCGUCCCCUGCACCUACGCCCGUCGCUCAGCCCGGUGUAAGCGCGCCUUCCAACUCUACGUCUCAACAACAAUUGAACAACGGUGCACAUAUACCCGCUCAUUCCUCCUUCCCUGUCAGUCCUGUUUUCGAAUGUCCGCCUAUAAACACCAUGAUGCCGCCUCAAUUUGCGUCAUUCAGCUAUCAACAGUUUGUCAAUAACGGCACCAUGAUGAUACCUCAAUACGCCAUGGCUCCUCAAGCCAACCAAAUGAUGCAGAUGCUGUACAAUCCUUACGGUAUGUACCAGCAACAACAAAUACCAACCGUUCAGAUGAUAUCUCCCAUUGCUACUAUUCCGACUACGAGAAUAAGGCCGGUCGUCACAGUCGCCAAUGAAGUUAAUUCUCGGGGUGUUAUCGAACAAACCGGUGUUACAACUGACCCCAAACAACAGAUAGCCACAGAACUAUUAGCGGAGCCGGAGCCCGAACGAAUUUUACCUCAUAUAGAAUUGCCAACAACACCCGCACCUGCCGAGGAUGAUCCUCUAUGCGCAACGACGCAGGAUUCUGAAGAAACCGAUUCAGCGAGAUCGAGGGUCGAACACAGAGGACAACAGACUCAAAGUAGUAUGACGCAGCAGAGAGCAGCGACGGAACGACAGGAUUAUCAAGAAACUGACCAAAAUCCAUUGGGCGAUAAUUGUCAGACAAGUCCAACGGAUGACAACAAAUCGGAGAGUACCGUAGUUGAGAGCAUUGAAAGAGAAGAAAGCAGGAGUAACGAGAGCCAGAUACACUGCAAAGAUAUAGAAUUCGGAGAAACCGAGAGCAGGGAAUUUGCUGUUGACGUUUACGAGAAUGAAAUCGAGAAGCCUACCAGCAAUAACGACAUCGAGGCUGAAAAUGAAGGGAACAAAGUCCAACAGAGAGAUUUGUCCGUAGAGGCGAAAGAAGACGACGCGAAUGAUUCCGGAGUUACAACGACAGAGGAAGAGAAUAACGCUCGGGUAGAUUUAAAAGGAACAAGCCAGCCUGAAGUGGAACAGUUGGAAAGAUUGUUGAUAACGAUUAUGGAAUCGAGCUUCGAAGCGAGUAGCGAGAAAAACAACGACGAGACAACGACGGAGAAAAAUACGAGGGACGAGGAUACAACGAGGAACGAGAACGACGUUACGGAAUUUUCCAAUUGGAAUUUAUCGCAAGACAAGAGGGAACAAGAGGAAACGUGCAAAAGAUAUAACGCCGAAUUGCAGAACCAAGUUUUUAGUAAAAUAUUGAACGCGAGCUCCGAGAGUAUCGACGAAUUGGAGAACAAUUUUAAUAGUGCAUAUCGAUACAGAUGUAGCUUAUCGGCACCCUCGUCGCCCGUUAUUACGAAAAAACUCCAUAGAACUUAUUCCUUAAGAUGCGACUAUCGCUCGAACGAAAAUCUUAAUUUAUAUCCUUCUGGCUUUGAGGCCGGCGCAAUGCAAGAACACGAGGAAGACGAGGCUAAACAGAUGGAGGAUAAUUUCGAUGAAGAAGACAUGGAAAUCGAGGAAAUAGCAAGCCCUCAUACGCCUUUCGUAAAACAAAGCGAUUGUGGAGAAAGUGGUGUUUGCGCUGCCGUCGACGUCGCUGCGAGAUCUCACACACCCCUGUCAGCGAUAAGUGGUAUAUCCGGAUUACGCGUACAAAACGAUGAUGAUAUGGUGAAAGAAGAUCGGACGGAAAAUUUGUUAAGAUCUUUCGUUCCUAUGGACACGGAAAGUACGAGCGACGAGGAUGAGGAGGAGGAAGAAGAGGACGAGGAGGACGAAGACGAGAGCAACGAUUCGGUGGACUCUUCACCGACGAAAAAUCCGAUGGAUUGUUCGCUCAACGGACAAGAUACGAAACGCAACGUCGAAGAUUCUUGUCCGAGAGAACAGAGUACCAGCAGUAGCAGCAGCAGCAGCAGCAGCAGCAGCAGCAGCGUUAGGAAAGCGACGGAAUCGAGUCAAAUGUAUCAGCAAUCAGUUAUAACGGAGCACGUGAGCUCCUUCACAACGAUAAAUUCACAACAACCGAUAAUAAUUCACGAAAGUUAUUCAAUGUCGAGUAACAAAUCGUUGCAUAAUAACGUAUUAAAUUUGUCGGAAUUGGCGGCCGAUCCAACAACGAGCACCGAGUUGUCUAAAAAUUAUCAAGCAGCUAAAUCGAUGAAUCAUAUGCAAUCGACCGAAUUGUUGAACAUUAACGAAGACGCUCACGCAGGACCUAUGAACGUUUUCGAAUUCGACGGACUUCAAAUAUUAGUUCCUAGUACAUUCAUAAGUGAAUCAUCGCAAAAAGCAAUCAGCGCGACGAGCCAACAAUCAAUGACGAGUAGCGAGGGUGGUGAGGGUGGUGCCGGUAUCGAUGAGGAGGUAAAGAGCGUAAAUAUGCGUGCCGAUGAAACUAUGCCACCGCGUGGCGAAUUGUCGGAACAGGAGAGCAACGGUUGUACGGAGCAUUCGGCAUGGCAGCUUUACAUGGGCCAGGAAUCGUCGCGGAUGUCCACGUCUUACGAUCUUAUGGCUCGGGAGAGCUGGGAAGAGUCCGAGGGUUCGGAUAACGAGGUCGGUGUACCGCUGCUCGACAGCAGAUCUCUCGCAACGCACUUCACGUCGAGCCUCUUUCUCGAUCGAGACCGUAAAACACCGACCAAACGAACUUUCAAGUGUUCACAUUGUACGGAAGUGUUCGAUUGCCCGAAAGAGCGUCGAGUUCACAGUACAACCGUUCACAAGGAAGCGGGUCCCAGUAGCAGCAACGAUCCCACGAGUCAAUCGGAAUCAAAAGAUAUAAAACUUUUGGACGGUCGUAUGAACGUGUUCGACGACAUUUUCGUAUCUGGUAUUCAUGUGCAGCAGCCGUUGUAUCAUCAUCAUCAACAACCGUUGUUACAUCAGUUGCAGCCGCCACCGCAACCGGAGAAUGCGAAAGCGGAGGCUGAUCAGAAAGUCGAUAGCCUGACGAUACCACCAAAUUUGGAGAUUUCUUGUGCAAUGUGUAGCCAACGUUUCAGCAGCGAGAGAUCUUUGCAAGUUCACAACAGACGUGUUCACGGUACCGAAGUAGCACGGCGUCUCCAAGAAAUCUCAAAGUGUCAGAUCUGCAACGAGGAAUUCCCUUCGGUAAUGUUGUUCAAUGCUCAUUUGAAGAUUCAUCCACUGGAGUGCGCUCAGUGCGGCAAAUAUUUUUAUCGCAAGCCAAAUUUCAAGCUUCAUAUGAAACGACAUCUCGGUAUAAAACCGUUUCCUUGUACCGUUUGCGACAAAGCUUUCUUGACAAAACAAAAAUUGGACGAGCACACGAACGGUCACACCGGCAAUGCGCCGGUCAAAUGUAAUUUAUGCAACGAGACUUUUCGUAGAUAUUCAAAUUUAACUCAGCACAAGAAUCGCCAUCAUCUUAACAUAAAGAGAAAAUUGAAGGAUUACAUAUGCCACUGCGGCGAAGUAUUUCACACGAAGAAAAAACUCGCUUGGCACAAAGAGACACACGACGAAAAACCGAAAGCUUGUACCUACUGCAACGAGAGAUUUAUACACAUGGCUAGUCUGACGCGACACAUGAGACGCGCGCACAAUCGUCGUUUCGUACCGGAUGCCCAACGUGAAAGCGAAAACGUUGAGUGUCCGAUAUGCAAGUGUAUCUAUUUAAGAUCCUCGUUGUCGGUUCACAUGAGGGUUCACAAUGGUGAAAGACCCUACGAGUGUCAGGUUUGUUCCAAAGCGUUCAGUACCAAAUGGAAUUUACAAUUGCACAAAUGGACACACGCCGCACGCAGUACCAAACCCUUCAAAUGCAAUCAGUGCAGCGCUGCGUUUUAUCGACACAGUGAUUACACCGCUCAUAUGAACUCGCAUCGUAACGUAAGGCCGUACACGUGCAAUUAUUGCGGUGCACAAUUCAUAAGAAAGUACAAUUGUCUGAGACACGUUAAGGAACAUGAGGAGAACAAGGCAUACACGUGUGACGUUUGCAACAAAACUUUUCAUCGUUCGUACUAUUUGAAGGAUCAUUUGCGAGUGCAUUCGGGUGCAAGACCCUAUACGUGUCAUAUUUGCGGUAAAUCGAGUAGCACCAAGUCCAAUCAUAACAAACACGUUAGAAUUCACCAUGCCCGAGAGCCUGUAAAUACUGAAAAUUAGUUUGUCUUUAUCGUCGAUCAACUUUCUAUUUCAUCCUUCUCAUUUAUUCGGGAUAAUGCAAGAGAGAAACGAUCACCGAUACGACUGCGGACUUACUGACUCCCGGCUCUUCAAUAUCUUCGCCUCCGUUGAAAUAUUGAAAUGGAAACACCCACACUUACACACACAUGCACACACACCUGGACGACCAUGGAACAAUUUCACUUUUCUCCGUUUUUUCCGUUUUAUACACACGACUCAUUUCAAUUUGAGAGAUUUUUGUAUCGUGUUUCAUAUCAAUUUGCGUUAUAACACGUGUCCCCUUCAAACGUUAUAUUCUAUUGUUUUGCUUGUUAUUAUCUUCCCUUUCACAUACGUACAUCUUGCGUAUAUUAUUGAAGUUCGGAUAGUUGGAAAACAACGCUCAAAGUUUCUAUUCAUUUUCAAUACGUUUCCGACAAUAGAAAUGCAUUUUUUUCGCCCAUCUUAUCUUUGGGCUAUGAAAAUGUUGGAUUGUAAAGGUUAGAAAAAAUGAAUAGUUUUCGUUUCAUUCCAACUGUACUAACUUCAAUGUCGUUCAGUGCCGAUUGUAUCGUUUUCUGUUAUGUUCCCAACCAAGUUUUGCUUAAUAUUACUUCCGCGUCUCAAACUAAAAGAUUUGAGUGUGCAUCGUUAAAUUGCAUAAAUACGUAAAUACUGUUUGUACGAGCUCAGACUUACGUUCAUUUCUUUAAGGUCUAGGGACCACGAUUUUGAAAAUCCGGUGACUCGACGAACUUCGGAACGUUUCAUUGUGAGAAAAAACAAAGAACAAGAAGACACCUGAGAUUGUUUAUGAAAAGUUCAUUCUCCGUGUCUGAAAAAACUCAAAAAGAGUAGAUCGCAUUUCAUUCUGACUGCGCAAUACUACUGGAAGUGGAGAAAAAAAAACGCGUUUGCCAACUAACAGUAAUGGAACUAUUGCAUAGAGGAACAAAAAACUAAAUAAUUAACCAAUUAAUAUUACACAAAAUAUAAAAGUCUUUUACGUGUCAAUCGUUAUAAGUGGAUUUUUUUACAAUGACUGUUUUACAUGAAAAAAGAAAGAAAAAGAGAGAGAGAGAAAAAAACAAAACAAGUGUGCGUAUCGAAAGUUUGCCGAUCAGUGUCCAGUAAAAAAACUAAACAUAAACGAGAGAAAAACAUCAACAACGGCCCACGUUUCACAAAAGCGUCAUAAUUACUCCGUAAGAGUGACGAAGAACGGGAAAGCAGAGGAAGGAAAGGGGAUAGGAAAAGGGCUUAUCGAUUACUAUUAUUACUAUUCGACUAUUCGUAAGAUCGUCGCGAAUCUUAGUUGUUAUUCUUCUAUAUUUAUAUAUUUUGCAAUGUAUAAGGUGAUUUUUUAUUGGUAAUUCCAAUAUUAAGACUGAUCGAUGUUGGUUCUUCAUACUGCUCUCGUAUAUACAGAAAAAAAAUAUAACAGGAGGUGAACAAAAUGAACAAACGAGGAUGAGCAUGAAUAAAUGAUAAAGCUCAUGAAUAACUGAGCCGCGGGCGAAUGAUCCUCGAAAAGUUUUUGUUCUCGUUAUAAUAUUAAAUUACUAACGUUACCUAAUAUGUUAAUUUCAUGUUUAAUUUAACUUUUUUUUUGUUUUGUUUUUGCGAAUCUGACGAUAUUUCAUUUUGUCGAUAAAACAAUUACGAAAGAAAAAAUAUUAUUUAGACGUAUUGUUUUAGAUAGUUAAUUAGAAAUUCAAUUCUUGAAACUGGUUAAUAAAAUUAUAAAGAAGGGAGAGAAGCAUUGCAAGGGGAUGGUGGUAAACGUCGAGAUAAACCAGUCUACCCUGUACGUUGAGAGCAGUAUGAGGGGAAGUAACAUUAAACUGCCUGAAUCUAAAGAGACGGGCGUCCUGUACCAAUGGGGUUGCGAUGGUAAACCGAAUUCAAUAUUAUUUCCAAUUACGUCGACAUGAUGAAAAUUCUACGGGAUUAUACAAAAAUCAUGCGUAAUAACAAUUGUAUGCAGUGACUACUUGUGAUGGGAAGACUCUCAAACGGAAGGAAAAACUAAUGUUUAUUCAGAUGAAGGAGAUAGAGACAAAAGAAAAAUCUAGUAAUAGACUCGAGGAUAAAUUUGCCUACUUUUGCGUCUAUAGCCUAGAUUGUUUUAGGCAAAAGUCUAUCCCAUGUUUAAAAGAAAUGAUUCAAUAACAGACGAGCAAAAAAGUAAAAGAAGGAGAAAAAAAACCUACAUCGAUGUCCGGACGUGCAAUUUGUUUAGUUAAUCAGCAUGUGCAUUCGUAGCGAAUCAAAGUUGUAAAUAGUGUAAAUAUGUACAUCAACUCUAUUUUAUAAUAGGGCCAGCGAAUUCACUUGGCAAUUGAAUACUGUAUGAAGAAUUAAUUCAUACUAUGUGAAAGAUAAAGAUAGAAUAAUUACUAUUAAAACAAACAAACAAACAAACAAAAAAACGACAAAAAAAUGAAAAAAUAGCUUGUGUAAACCUUAAUAAACGUUAUGUAUUGAGGUACUUUUUAAAA
Molecule: messenger RNA, 7714 nt
Organism: Venturia canescens
Lineage: Eukaryota; Metazoa; Arthropoda; Insecta; Hymenoptera; Ichneumonidae
Exons: 2
Coding region: 918-5213 (1431 amino acids)
Source: RefSeq, a predicted model, not a curated record